Messenger RNA from Tachyglossus aculeatus (Australian echidna), 2921 nucleotides. RefSeq names its product lysine demethylase 1A (gene KDM1A). Gene Ontology annotation, cellular component: nucleus. Gene Ontology annotation, biological process: regulation of DNA-templated transcription. Gene Ontology annotation, molecular function: protein binding; flavin adenine dinucleotide binding; oxidoreductase activity. NCBI's taxonomy places the organism in Eukaryota, Metazoa, Chordata, Mammalia, Monotremata, Tachyglossidae. The record is from RefSeq and is a predicted model, not a curated record.
AUGCUGUCCGGGAAGAAGGCCGCCGCCGCCGCCGCCGCGGCGGCCGCGGCGGCGGCAGCGGCGGCCGAGGCGGGUCCCGGGGCGGCACCGGGCGGCGGCGGCGAGAACGGGGCCGAGGCGGCGGGGGCGGGUUCGGCCGGGGCCCCCCCGCCGUCCGGAGUGUCGGGCCCGGCGGACGUUGUCCCCGGGGCGGAGCGGACCCCCCGCAAGAAGGAGGCCUCGCGGGCCUCCCCGCCGGGGGCCCCGCCCGACGCCCCGGGACCCGCCGCCGGGCCCACCCCGGCCGGACCCGCCAACAGCGCCGCCGCCAACGCCAACAGCGCCGCCGCCAACAGCGCCGGCGCCGGCGCCCCGCCCGGCCCGCCCGGCCCGCCCAUGGACACCGGCAUCGCCGAGACCCCCGAGGGCCGCAGGACCAGCCGCCGCAAGAGGGCCAAGGUGGAGUAUCGGGAGAUGGACGAGAGCCUGGCCAACCUCUCAGAAGACGAGUACUACUCGGAGGAGGAGAGAAACGCCAAAGCGGAGAAGGAGAAGAAGCUCCCCCCGCCCCCUCCGCAGGCUCCCCCCGAGGAGGAGAACGAGAGUGAAUCGGAGGAGCCGUCGGGGCAAGCAGGAGGACUUCACGACGACAGUUCUGGAGGGUAUGGAGACGGCCAAGCAUCAGGUGUGGAGGGAGCGGCCUUCCAGAGCAGGCUCCCCCACGAUCGGAUGACGUCUCAAGAGGCUGCCUGCUUUCCGGACAUCAUCAGCGGCCCCCAGCAGACUCAGAAGGUUUUCCUGUUCAUCCGGAACCGCACGCUGCAGCUGUGGCUGGACAACCCCAAGAUCCAGCUGACAUUCGAGGCCACCCUGCAGCAGUUGGAGGCACCGUACAACAGCGACACAAUGCUGGUCCACCGCGUCCACAGCUACCUGGAGCGCCAUGGGCUCAUCAACUUUGGCAUCUACAAGAGGGUGAAGCCCCUUCCGACAAAGAAAACGGGGAAGGUGAUCAUCAUCGGUUCUGGGGUCUCAGGACUGGCGGCGGCACGCCAGCUGCAGAGCUUUGGCAUGGACGUCACGCUGCUGGAAGCCAGGGAUCGCGUCGGUGGGAGAGUUGCCACCUUUCGCAAAGGAAACUACGUCGCCGACCUGGGGGCCAUGGUGGUCACUGGCCUCGGUGGGAACCCGAUGGCUGUGGUGAGCAAGCAGGUGAACAUGGAGCUGGCCAAGAUUAAGCAGAAAUGCCCCCUGUACGAGGCCAACGGGCAAGCUGACGCUGUCAAGGUGCCGAAGGAGAAGGACGAGAUGGUAGAGCAGGAGUUCAACCGGCUGCUGGAAGCCACGUCCUACCUCAGCCACCAGCUGGACUUCAACGUCCUCAACAACAAGCCCGUGUCCCUGGGCCAGGCCCUGGAGGUGGUCAUACAAUUGCAGGAGAAGCACGUGAAAGACGAGCAGAUCGAACAUUGGAAGAAGAUCGUGAAGACCCAGGAGGAGCUGAAAGAGCUGCUCAACAAGAUGGUGAAUCUGAAAGAGAAGAUCAGGGAGCUCCACCAGCAGUACAAGGAGGCCUCGGAGGUGAAGCCCCCCCGCGACAUCACGGCCGAGUUCCUGGUGAAGAGCAAACACCGGGACCUGACCGCCCUCUGCAAGGAGUACGACGAGCUGGCGGAGACCCAGGCCAAGCUGGAAGAGAAGCUCCAGGAACUGGAGGCCAACCCCCCAAGCGACGUGUACCUGUCAUCGCGGGACCGACAGAUCCUCGACUGGCACUUCGCCAACCUGGAGUUCGCCAACGCCACUCCCCUGUCAACGCUGUCGCUGAAGCACUGGGACCAGGAUGACGACUUCGAGUUCACCGGCAGCCACCUGACCGUGCGGAACGGCUACUCCUGCGUGCCGGUGGCCCUGGCCGAGGGGCUGGACAUCAAGUUGAACACGGCCGUGCGGCAGGUCCGCUACACGGCUUCCGGAUGCGAGGUCAUCGCGGUCAACACGCGUUCCACCAGCCAGACCUUCAUCUACAAGUGCGACGCGGUGCUGUGCACCCUGCCCCUGGGCGUGCUGAAGCAGCAGCCGCCGGCCGUGCAGUUUGUGCCGCCGCUGCCCGAGUGGAAGACCUCGGCCGUCCAGAGGAUGGGCUUCGGGAACCUCAACAAGGUGGUACUGUGCUUCGACCGCGUGUUCUGGGACCCCAGCGUCAAUCUGUUCGGCCACGUGGGCAGCACCACGGCCAGCCGCGGGGAGCUCUUCCUCUUCUGGAACCUGUACAAAGCACCGAUCCUCCUGGCCUUGGUGGCGGGGGAAGCCGCGGGCAUCAUGGAGAACAUCAGCGACGAUGUCAUCGUCGGUCGCUGCCUGGCCAUCCUCAAGGGCAUUUUUGGCAGCAGCGCCGUGCCCCAGCCCAAGGAGACGGUGGUGUCGCGCUGGCGGGCCGACCCCUGGGCCCGGGGAUCCUACUCCUACGUGGCCGCGGGCUCCUCGGGGAACGACUACGACCUGAUGGCCCAGCCCAUCACACCGGGCCCCGCCAUCCCCGGGGCCCCCCAGCCUAUCCCCCGCCUGUUCUUCGCUGGCGAGCACACGAUCCGUAACUACCCGGCCACCGUGCACGGGGCGUUGCUGAGUGGGCUGAGGGAGGCCGGCCGCAUCGCCGACCAGUUCCUCGGCGCCAUGUACACCCUCCCGCGCCAGCAGUCGGCCGGGGCCCCCGCCCAGCAGUCUCCCAGCCUGUGAGCGCGGCUGGCAUGGGGCGGAAAUGUCCCCCCACGGGGGGCCCAGGUGGGCAGCCGGACGGCCGGGGACAGCUGCGGGGGGAGAGGGGGCGGGCCCGGCCCCGCUCGGCUUCCCCGGGGUCAGCGGAAGGAGUCGCGACGGUCGGUGUUGUUUGGUGUGAUGAUGUUUUUUACGCUUGGGAAAGUAAAGGUUCCUACAAAAGA